Messenger RNA from Mangifera indica (mango), 4185 nucleotides. RefSeq names its product homeobox protein HAT3.1-like. Gene Ontology annotation, cellular component: nucleus. Gene Ontology annotation, biological process: regulation of DNA-templated transcription; chromatin organization. Lineage: Eukaryota; Viridiplantae; Streptophyta; Magnoliopsida; Sapindales; Anacardiaceae. The record is from RefSeq and is a predicted model, not a curated record. Gene Ontology annotation, molecular function: chromatin binding; DNA binding.
AACUCAAACCCCUGACACACGCUCUCUCUUUCUGCGAAUCCUCGACGGUGGCCCAGAUUUAGAGGCUUCUCUACAGAAGUAACUGCUUUUUUCUUCUAAAUUUAAUAAAUCUUCAUCGGUGCUCAAUAAACACUCCUACUUCUUUCUCUCAAAAUUUUCUUUCUUAAUGUUCUGUGAAACUACAAGAUUCAAGAACAAAGCUCAGGUGAAUGUUGAUUUUGAAUCUAUUCUCUCUUUAAUGGGUGAGUUUUGUUCUUCCACUGCCAAUUUUGAAGAAAAAGUUGGUUUUUGAUUGGUAUGUUUCACAUUUUUGGUUGCAAAUACUUUGGUCAAAUUUUUAAUCUGGUCAACAUUGAUAUUCUUUUAUUUGUUCUUUAAAUUGAAUGUCUCAUAAGUAUCAUAGUAAAACACCAUUCACAUAGAAGUGCUAAUACAUACCAUCAUUAGCCUUCUAUUUGUCAUGUCGAAGGCUGAGCACAUGGGGUUUUCCCUAUAACAAGUGAGUGAGCAGAUGGAAAUGAUUCAUGCGCUACACAAAUUACAUCUGAGCAGAUGAACAAAUUUGCUGCUGAAUGUGCACAUAGUGAACUGCCUAAACUACAAGAUUACCCUAAUUCCGAAGGAUUGCUAAGUAAGCCUCAAGAGAUUAGUACUUCAGUAACCAACAUUCAUAUGAAUGAGAAAUUUUCUGGAGAUAUGAGCAGUAGUAGUGAAAUAAAUAAAGUUUCAUGCUCUCAGCAAAUUCUGUCAGAGCAGAAGAAUGAAUCUGCUGCUGAAUGCAUAUGCAGCGAACAAUUAGAAGUUGAGCCUCAUUUAGGUUCUGAAAUCAUACGUAAGGAACUCAAAGAAACCAACACUGUCAUUUGUAGUCCUGUUGAUAAUGAAAACUUGCAACCAGCUGCGGAAGAUGUGAGCAAGAGUAGUCAGACUGGUACCAAACAGACACUUGAGUUUGAUCUGGGAUAUGAGUGUGGUGAUUUCAAUCCUGAAUCUAUAUGUGGUGGACCAUUGGAACAGAAACACCAGCUUGCUUCUGGAAUCAUGCUAAAUGAGCCAGCAGACACUGAUGCCAUAAUAAUUAAUGGCGCUGUCAAUGAAACUCGGCAACUACUCAUGGAGGACAGCACCAAGAUUUGUCACACUAAAGGUGUGAACAUGAGUAUUCAGACUGGGGAAAAUUCAUAUUCUCAACAACCUACAUCAGAAAAGGCACUGGAGCUGACCGCUGGAAUCAAAAGUUGUGAACAAUCAGAAGUGAUUUAUAAAGCUAGUUGUGAACUUAUGAACCAAAGUUCUUCUAUUGAACAUUUAAAACAACCUGAUGAUCAUAUAAAGAUUCCUGCUGCUGAACAUUUGGAGCCAUCUUGUGAUGACAUGGUUAAAAAUUUUUUUCAUUCAGAGACACCGCCUAAAGAUGUGGUAAAUAACUCUAUUUGCUUGGGCCGCAAGGGAAAAAAAGCUUCAAAAUCAUUCAAGAAAAAAUAUAUGUUAAGAUCUUUAAGACGCAAUAAUAGAGUUCUUCACUCAAGUUCACAAGAGAAACCCAAAGCUCGUCGGCCAAGCAACAACUGGCCUGAUGUUAAGUCUAGUGGAGGAAAAAAAAUAAAGCGGAAGAGAAUAGAGAAGAAGAUAGUAGCUGAUGAAUAUUCAAGAAUCAGGAAACAUCUAAGAUAUUUAUUGAAUCGAAUUAGCUAUGAGCAAAGUCUGAUCUCUGCAUAUUCUGGGGAAGGCUGGAAAGGAUUGAAUGUUGAAAAAUUAAAGCCAGAGAAGGAACUUCAACGAGCCACAUCUGAAAUUCUUCGACGAAAAUUGAAAAUUAGAGAUUUAUUUCAACGUCUUGAUUCACUUUGUGCUGAAGGGCAGUUUCCAGAAUCUUUGUUUGAUUCUGAUGGACAGAUUGACAGUGAAGAUAUAUUCUGUGCAAAAUGUGGGUCCAAAGACUUGUCUAGCAAUAAUGAUAUCAUACUAUGUGAUGGUGCUUGUGAUCGCGGAUUCCACCAAUUCUGCCUGGAACCACCUUUGUUAGAAGAAGAUGUUCCUCCUGAUGAUGAGGGUUGGUUGUGCCCUGGAUGUGAUUGCAAAGUUGACUGCAUUGACUUUGUCAAUGAGUCACAAGGAACCAAUCUUUUUAUCACUGACAACUGGGAGAAGGUUUUUCCUGAAGCAGCUACAGCUGGACAUAAUCAAGAUCCCAACUUUGCAUUUCCUUCAGAUGAUUCUGAUGAUACUGAUUAUGAUCCUAAUGAACUACGAACUGAUGAGAUGGAUCAAGGAGAUGAAUCAAGUUCUGAUGAAUCUGACUUUGCUUCUGCAUCUGAUGAAUUGGAACCCUUAGCUAAUAAUGGGUACCUGGGGUUUCCUUCUGAUGAUUCAGAGGAUGAUGACUAUGAUCCAGAGGCUCCAGUCCACGAUGAGAAAAUUAGACAGCAAAGUUCUAGUUCUGAUUUUUCAUCUGAUUCUGAGGAUCUUGCUGCCGUUAUUGAAGAUAACAGGUCUUCUGGAAAUGAUGAAGGUGCUACAUCUGUUAGUCCUUUCAAAGAUUCGAAUGGGCAGAUAUCAAAAUGUGGUGGAAACAAAAAGUCUUUAAAUAAUGAGCUGUUAUCCAUAUUAGAAGCGCAGCAAGAUGGUUUAGCACAUGCUUGUGAAAAAAGAAGAAUUGAGAGGUUGGACUACAAAAAGUUAUAUGAUGAAACAUAUGGAAAUGUUUCUUCUGAUUCAAGUGAUGAUGAAGAUUGGACUGAUGAUUAUGGGCCAAGAAAAAGGUCGAAGAAAACUGGAGAGGUUCUCCAAUCUCCAAAUGGAAAUGCUCCCAUCCCUAGGAGUGGAAAGCAAAAAAGAGGAAUAAAACGAAACCAAAAAGAGACUGUACAAUGUCCUGACAGAAAAACUCGUCAAAAUUUGAACUCUGAAAAUACAAAUAAAUUACCAGCUAAAUCACAUGAAGGUUCCUCUACACCUAGUUCUAGUGGUAAAGCUGAGAGGUCAUCAUAUAGAAGACUGGGAGAAAAUGUGACUCAGAGACUGUACAAGUCCUUUAAAGAAAAUCACUAUCCUGACCGAACAACAAAAGAAACUUUAGCAAAAGAGCUUGGAAUUACUUUUUUGCAGGUUAGCAAAUGGUUUGAGAAUGCUCGCUGGAGUUUCAACCACUCAUCAUCUAUGGAUGCUAAACUGGGAAUAAGUGCUUCAGAAAAGAGCACCUUCACUUCUCAGUCGAACAAUAAACGAGGCAGAAGAGUUUCUGCUGGCAAUGGAGCUGAAGAUAAGGAAUCAUCUAAGGCAGUUCAUGAUACGGUAUGUAUCAGGGAGGAUAUAAUGAAUAGCAAAUUGUUGACUCGGGAAAGUUAUCGAAAAAAGUCUACAGCCCCAAAAUCUAGAAAUAGAAUGAGAAAGGGGAUAUUGGGUCAUCAGGCAUCAGAUGUCCCAUCUGAUUCACCAGAAGCUCAAGAAACACAGACAAGUGGCCGGAGCCGGACAAGAAGGAAAACCGUUGUUUGAGAAAACAACUGUUUCAUCUACCUAGGUUAACAAUUAAGACCAUUGGUCUCAUUCAAUAGCAAUAUCAUAUGAGAUGAGCAGAUGGCAUUGUAUUGAAGGCUACCUGCUAUCACAAAGGUGAUCCCAAGAUUAAAGGAAUUGUCGUUCUGUACUUUUAAUAGAUUCUUUGGGUUUUCCUCCUUCAGGUAAGUUGCUUAACCUAUUGCCAGGAUGCUAUAUGAAACUGCGCUUAAUCAAUCUGGCUCAUACUCAAUUUCAAAGUUUUGUUUUCAGAAAGCAUGCUUUAUGUGGUUAUUGGAUGUAUUCAAAACUUUGAACCAUGAACCACCUGCUCAUCUGAGCCAUGGACACAGUGCUUGUGAAGUCUGUUUCCAUGAACCUUGAAGAGUAGUGAGGCUGACGAAUUUUACAGUGUUAUUCUUUGGGUUUUGGUUGAGGUGUAGCAAAUGAUUAAUUGAUACUUACAGAUUAGGCAGCGUGGAUGACCACAGGGUUGCUGCAAAUUGUAGCACGGCAUUUAGAUCUUACAAAAAUUUAUAUUUAGAAGUGGCAAUUCUGUUACGGUUCCAUAAGGUAUUACUUUAAUGCUAGAUAGUAGAAACUAGGAACAGAACCCGGAGCUUAAAUUUAUUUGUUCAUUUUAUGUUCAUAUUGACAGAAUGAAGCGCCAUGUUUGAUGCCUUAAUA